CCUGGAUAUGAAUGACACACAAGCAAGCAAACCAAUGGAAAUCAUGGCCAAACAGUUGUUAUAAAAGGAACGGAGUUAGCUGGCUUGAACUCGGCAAACUUAGACUGAAUAGUGAUAUAAACAAACAUGCUAAGGAUUCUGGGGAAGAGAGUGCUUUCAGUCUCAAGUGAAUUGAAUUCCAAUUCAUGGGUUGUGAAGCCAAGAAGAAGGGACUUUUGUUUGGGAGUACUUCCGGAUGGGGUCGACCGAAAAUCAGAGUCUUUUGCUCGAAAUUCCCAGAUCAUGGGAGGCCUCAUUUCCCAACUCCAAUCGCACAUCAACAAGGUUCUGGGUGGAGGAGGAGAAGAGGCUGUGAAGAGGAACAGGAGCAGGAAUAAGCUUCUACCCAGAGAAAGAAUCGACCGGCUUAUUGAUCCUGGUUCUUCUUUUCUUGAGCUCUCCCAGCUUGCAGGACAUGAACUGUAUGAAGAAUCCUUGCCAUCAGCUGGAAUAAUUACUGGCAUAGGUUCAGUUCACGGGAGGUUAUGUAUGUUUGUGGCAAAUGAUCCUACUGUCAAGGGAGGAACGUAUUAUCCUAUCACUGUGAAGAAACAUCUUAGGGCACAGGAGAUUGCUGCUCAAUGCAGAUUACCAUGUAUUUAUCUUGUAGAUAGUGGAGGUGCUUUCCUUCCAAAGCAAGCUGAGGUGUUUCCAGACAAGGACAAUUUUGGGAGAAUCUUCUAUAAUCAAGCAAUAAUGUCUUCUGAAGGAAUCCCCCAAAUUGCACUAGUAUUAGGUUCCUGCACUGCUGGAGGAGCCUAUAUUCCUGCAAUGGCUGAUGAAAGUGUAAUGGUGAAAGGAAAUGGUACCAUAUUUCUAGCUGGACCCCCCUUAGUGAAGGCUGCCACAGGUGAGGAAGUCUCCGCAGAGGAUCUGGGGGGUGCUACAGUGCACUGCAAAACAUCAGGGGUUUCAGAUUACUUUGCUCAAGAUGAACUACAUGGACUUGCUCUUGGAAGGAACAUCAUCAAGAACUUGCAUAUGGCUGGGAAACAAGGGAUGAUGGGUGGGUCACAAGGCAUGAACUUCGAAUUUAAGGAGCCAUUAUAUGAUGUAAAAGAGCUGCUUUCGAUUGCACCAGCAGACCACAAACAGCAUUUUGAUGUUCGAUCAGUUAUUGCUCGAAUUGUUGAUGGAAGUGAAUUUGAUGAAUUCAAGAAGUUGUAUGGCACUACUCUUGUGACAGGUUUUGCUAGAGUUUUUGGCCAACCUGUGGGAAUCCUUGGAAAUAAUGGGAUAUUAUUUAAUGAAUCUGCUUUAAAAGGUGCCCAUUUCAUUGAAAUAUGCGCUCAACGUAAAAUUCCUCUGGUCUUCCUUCAAAACAUCACUGGUUUUAUGGUUGGAUCAAGAUCUGAGGCAAAUGGUAUAGCAAAAUCAGGAGCAAAAAUGGUGAUGGCAGUUUCGUGUGCGAAGGUACCGAAAAUCACUAUCAUUAUUGGUGGAAGCUUUGGUGCUGGAAAUUAUGCAAUGUGCGGUCGUGCAUACAGUCCCAACUUCAUGUUCCUUUGGCCAAAUGCCAGAAUAUCUGUGAUGGGUGGAGCUCAGGCUGCUGGUGUUCUAUCCCAAAUAGAAAAAGCCAACAAGAAAAAGCAAGGAAUUCAGUGGACGAAGGAAGAGGAGGAAAUGUUCAAGGAAAAAGUCGUGGGUGCAUAUGAAAGAGAAGGAAGCCCAUAUUACUCGACAGCGAGGCUUUGGGAUGACGGAAUUAUCGAUCCGACAGACACAAGAAAGAUCAUAGGUCUCUGCAUUUCUGCUGCUUCCAUGAACCGCCCAGUAGAAGAUACUAAAUUUGGUGUAUUUAGAAUGUAAUUUAAUGACUCUCUCUCUCUAGUGACAGCAUUUUUACCCAAAAACAUUAGCCUGCUCUCCUCGAUAAUAAAUGUAUUUUCUUGAUAUGUGAUCA
Molecule: messenger RNA, 1942 nt
Organism: Carica papaya (papaya)
Lineage: Eukaryota; Viridiplantae; Streptophyta; Magnoliopsida; Brassicales; Caricaceae
Gene: MCCB
Product: 3-methylcrotonyl-CoA carboxylase
Biological process (GO): L-leucine catabolic process
Cellular component (GO): mitochondrion; methylcrotonoyl-CoA carboxylase complex
Molecular function (GO): methylcrotonoyl-CoA carboxylase activity
Source: RefSeq, a predicted model, not a curated record